Molecule: messenger RNA, 2161 nt
Organism: Hylaeus anthracinus
Lineage: Eukaryota; Metazoa; Arthropoda; Insecta; Hymenoptera; Colletidae
Gene: cue
Product: protein cueball
Exons: 7
Coding region: 190-1998 (602 amino acids)
Source: RefSeq, a predicted model, not a curated record
AGCUUCUCAGUUCGCGCACAGCCGCCGCAGCGUGAGGAUGUACGGUAGUGUAUGUUCUCUACGGCAGUGAGAGCCAAACGGAAAAGAGAUUUGGAGCCGGUGUCGAAUCUUUAAUUAAUUUCUGGCAGCGGUCGUGUCUUGAAAGACAUCUCCAGGCUCGUCUCUCCUCUUAACAAAUGAACGCACACCAUGACAUCCCGUGAAUACAUCGUCGUAACUUUAACGAUAGUACUUGGGAUCCUCGCAAUUAAUACGAACGCCAGAUCGUGGGAUUUAGCAGUAGUAAUCGGUCGCGAUGUCGAAUUUUUCGCGCGAAACAGAACACUGACUGGCCAAGCCAAAAUUUCGGACGCUGUGGCACUGACGGGAAUAGCCUACGAUGACAUUACUCGCACUAUGUACUUCAGCGACACACGUGGCAAUGUAUCUGUGUUCAGUAAUGACUUGACGAACAAGAAUUUUACGUCAAAGCCAUUAAUUAAAAGACAGAACAGAAGCCACAUCCUAGGAAUCGCUUUCGAUACAAAGACGCGAAGCCUGGUCUGGGUGGACUAUAUGACAGAAGUAAUAAUGAAAAUGCACGUGCCAUUGGACAGUCCGCCGGAGGAGCCCGUUAUUUUACACAAUUUAACAGACAGGAGUCCGCGCGGCAUUGCUCUGGACCUAUGUAACAGUCACAUAUACUGGGUAAAUAGUAACAUAACGAAUCCAAGCAUAGAGCGCUCGAAUCUAGACGGAAGCGGGAGAGUUACCAUUAUUAAAGAAAAUUUGUACGAGCCGCUAGCGGUAGCUGUAGAUCACGCUGAAGAGAAACUCUAUUGGAUCGACGACUUAGAAGGUAUAAGGAUCAAAAUCGAGCGCAGCAAUCUCGAUGGCAGCGAACGCGAGCUGUUGGCUCCCGCUACGCACCAGUUACCAGUCGCCCUGGCCGUGGACAAUGACAUGAUAUACUGGACAGAUUCAGUGUAUAGGUCCAUAUGGAUGAUGCCGAAAAACCUGAGCGUUGGCAGCAUAGCUGUAGAAUUCAAAUCGUAUUACACGUCCAAGCACGACGCUGACCCCGCUGGAAUUAUAGCUCGUGAUAACAUUGGAAGCAUAGAUUGCGCGGCGUACGCGAAAAUUAGACGAAAAACGAAUUACGCGAACUCGACGACCGCACGAAUGACAGCUGGGUCAUUUAACAAUUUAACCACCAGCACGGAAGAAUCGGAAUUGACCACCGAGAGCUCCACACACUGCCUAAAUAACGGACACGUAGACUUGAACGGCUACACCUGCCUCUGCAAGCCUGGGUUCGGCGGCACGCAUUGUGAGAUCGAUGUUUGUCACAAUUACUGCCUCCGAGGUAGCUGCAUUAUAGAUAACCAAGGAUCUCCCACAUGUGACUGUGACGAUACUUUUGCCGGGUCACGAUGCGAAACAGACUUAUGCAAAGAUUAUUGCUUGCACGAUGGUCAAUGCUCUAUCCUAAACGGUAAACCAAUUUGUAAAUGUAAAUACUUCGAAGGGUCACGUUGCGAAACCUUGACCAAUGUAACUAAAGUCUGUGAGAUCUUUUGUGCGAAUACUGAGCUAGUCCCUACUAUAGACGUCGAUGCGAUAAACUGCAGGUGCGGAGAACUGAACAAAACGAAUGCACAAAUGAUCUUAAUGGAGGAAGACGACGAGUACAAAAUAUUGCUGCCAAUUUUUUGUGUACUUAUCGCUGUACUUUCUCUCGUAAUCAUCGUACUUAGUUACUAUAUAAAUAAAUUACGAAGACGGCCACGAAUUAGGAAGCGUUUCGUUGUCAGCAAAGGUGGCGUAACGCCAUUGACCUCUAGGCCACAAGUGCCGGACAAUCAGUGCGAAAUAACCAUAGAGAACUGCUGCAACAUGAAUAUCUGUGAAACUCCAUGUUUCGAACCAAAUUUACGUACUCCGAUGCCGGAAAAUAAGAAUAAUAAGAAAGAAGAGAAGAAUUCUUUGCUCGAUAACAUGGAGGAGAAUUCGUGGUAGCACAAACUAAUAUAUCGACGUGAGAACUAGCGAAGGUCUUGUGGGCUUUAAAUGAAAGUUCGUGAAAAGUUUCGCUUCGCAGAACUUUACGCGUCUGUACAUAACACGGCAUAUUGUAGUAUUAUUGUUAAAUUUAGUAGUCAUACUUCCAAAAAAAAAAUAA